This is a messenger RNA of Exophiala oligosperma, 2340 nucleotides long. RefSeq lists its product as hypothetical. The record is from RefSeq and is a predicted model, not a curated record. Gene Ontology annotation, molecular function: ubiquitin protein ligase activity. Lineage: Eukaryota; Fungi; Ascomycota; Eurotiomycetes; Chaetothyriales; Herpotrichiellaceae. Gene Ontology annotation, biological process: ubiquitin-dependent protein catabolic process. The transcript has a single exon. The coding region runs from base 708 to 1883 and encodes 391 amino acids. Gene Ontology annotation, cellular component: cytoplasm.
CAGCAGAUAGCCCCAAACCAGCCUUUGCUUCUCCCCAUCUUGUCUACUCACAUCUCUUUUCGCCUCUCAAUCCAAACUCAACUGCGCCCGUCCCUCCUACUCUUCUUCCUUCUCCAUCCAUUUGCUCCUUCGGCUUCUUCAAUUCAUUUCCUCAUCCUCAUCGCCUUUCCUAAUCCCUUGUCUCAUUUGCCCAAGAGGAAACCCCCUUCCGGGCCUCAUAUCUCACCCGACGCACCUGAUCGUUUUAUCGCGCUCUCCAAAUCGGCCAAUCCCAUCCCGGAUCCCGCUCCCUGCAUCGAGCAUCUCUCCCUUGAAACACCCUGCGCAUCGACCUGGUUACUUUGGAAAAUCUGGAUCCAGGCCUCGAUCGACUUUAAUUUCACCCCCUACUCGAUAGUCAUCAUCAUCACCGUGGGAAUAUUUCAUCGUCGCCCGACGCAGGUCUUCGUCAGGCUGAUGGUUAAGAAUUGGCUAAUCGACCUCUAUAAUACUCGCGUCCGUUCGCCACUUCGGCCCGCAUCCAGAUCCUGAUCACCACCUCUUCCACCAUACAGUAAGCUGUCAGAUAAGAUGGCUGCCACAACAUCAUCGACGAUAUCUUCCCCUACGGCUUCGCCAACAAGCAAUCCCGGGGGCGGAGGCAAUGGACCGAGUUCGCCACUCCUCUUCUUCGUCGCGCUGGGUUUUGGUGUGGUCUUUACGAAUCUAUGGUAAGCGUGACAUGGCGAUCUAUUCCAUGUCAUCUCGAAUUGAUUGUUUUGAAUAGGAUCAUCGUCGGGGUCAAGUACUGCUUCCGAUACAAUCAACGUAACCGACAGCGCAUGAACGGCGAAGAUCCCGAUGGCGUUGACCUCGGCGCCAUGCCUCGCCAACAUCGUCGCAGGCGCGAAAAGAAGCUCAUGACAAUGGAUGAGGUCAAUGAAAAAUUUCCCUUGAUUAAAUACAAGACAUGGCGGUCCAACCGAGCCGAUGAAGGCCUUCCUACCGCAGGAGGUAUCAACACUGCAUCAAGACCCGCCAGCAUACACAAUCAACCUCGAGAGUCAAAGGAUGAGACGGAGUCUACCGAAUUGGCUCCGACACACACUGUUUCCACCAUUGAAGAAGAAGAAGAAAAAUUACAAGAACAACACGGUCCCGCCGAGGUUGUUGGCGAAAAGAGUCGAGCGGACACCCGACCAGCUACGCCGACGCGGCCCAAGUCGGCUCAGUCUACCGCAGGUGGAAGUCCCAUACAAAAAGUUACGUCGAAUGAUGAGGACGACGAUGAAGAGCAAAUACAAACGGCCGUCCCAGCCGAACAAUUACCUGACCCAGGCGACGCUUGCGCCAUCUGUAUUGACACCAUCGAAGACGACGAUGACAUCCGGGGACUGCAUUGUGGACACGCCUUUCACGCUUCAUGUGUCGACCCUUGGUUGACGUCAAGGCGCGCUUGCUGUCCUCUUUGCAAGGCCGAUUACUAUGUCCCCAAACCACGUCCCGAAAUUCCCACCGGUGAAGGCCUGAAUAGAACCCGAGAGUUCGAUCAACCUUCCGGGCCCUUCGCCCUCAGGAACAAUGGUCGGGGCGCCAGAAGACCAGCCAUGGUCAUCCCGGGCAGAUUUAUGAGUAUUGUCUACCACGAUCGUGAUCGGCAUGGGUUCCCUGUCGUCGUUAGAGCCGAGCGACGGGGCGCGCAAGAACAAGAUCAAGAUGAGCAACAGAGGGACUCGAAUCGUGAUGGUCAGAGGCAGCCGCAACACCAGCCUCCAUCUUCGAGUUUCAGGUCACGAUUGACAGGCUUUCGUAUACUUGGGCGUUCCCGACCGGCUCCGAGCCAAGCAGGUCAGGCACCAUCAGAUAACCAACCUACACCUUCCCAGCUUGAAGCCGGGAGGUGAAAAGGUUUUUGUUCCAUAUGUGACGUGAAUAUGACAUGAUUAUGAUGAAUAUUGUUUUGAUUCCUUUUGAUGAGUUGACUUGCAUUGGUCACUUGGUACCGGGGUACUACUACACUGAGCGAGCAUUGAGUAGUUUCUAUCGGGUUUCGCGAAGCUUUGGAAUAGAAAUGAGUGGCAUUGGGUUUGAAUUUUGUAUUUCCGUAGUGAGUACGGAGUACGGAGAGUACUCGAUAGUCUCCUUUUUUCCUACAAACAUUGUGUCUACUGGUACGGAGCAGAUGGAUACUUCUUUUUACUCAGUACUUGUUGGUAGAUAGAAUAUUGAAAUUAUUCAAGACGACCAGUGUGGCAGCGUCACCGUCACAGAUGCCGAUUGUUCAAGCACGAACGAUCAAGGCAUGGAGGAAAGUACCAAGCAUCAGUAUUCGUAUUCCUGGAGGAUGUACGAGUGCAUUGU